Messenger RNA from Oncorhynchus mykiss (rainbow trout), 2940 nucleotides. Lineage: Eukaryota; Metazoa; Chordata; Actinopteri; Salmoniformes; Salmonidae. The record is from RefSeq and is a predicted model, not a curated record.
AUGCCCAUAUCCAAUGACAGCGGCCCAAAACCACUGGAUGGCAAACAGGGGAAGAGGAUACUCACCAAGAGUAAGAGGAGGAGUCCGCCCAAUGAUGUAUCAACCACGAGUUCCCCCUCAACCUGCAUACAACCACCCUACUCCAGACCCAAAUCAGCAACCACCACCUCCUUUCCAGGGCAUGUCGCACGACUAUGCCCCUUGGUCCUGAAGAUGCCCACCACCACCGGACGGGAGGGAGGGAUGUUAAUGUUACCCCUCAUCCCAUCCCCUGUUCUGUCGGGAACACAAGAAAUCUAUUGGCUGAAAUGUGUGGACACAGGCCCAGGGACUCCAGCAAUCCAAUUUCACUUCAACCAACUGAAACAACAGAUCUAUGCACUGCAUCCAUACAAGACCCCACAGGCUGAGAUCCACUGCACACUCAAUGUAACGGAUGAUGACGUCAACCCAUACACAGACGACUGGGAUGAAAACAUGAUGCACCUCACUCCAUCCAUCAGAUGUUGCACCAUCGUCUGCGGUCAGGAAGGAGUCGCAGCACCAGUCAUACUACCACCUUAUCUGAAAUCAUGGUUCCUUCUAGGGGAGGAGUCAGCACCCCAUGUCACACUAGCUGUGGGUAAUGGUUUCGAGGCCAGAAGCUUGGGCCCAAUGAUCAGGCGAGCAUCAAAACUGGAGUGGGAACCAACCCAAACACCGGGGAUACACAAAGCCAUCACGGAGGAAAUGUGGAGGUUUAUGACAGUCGAUACUGAAGAACACUGCCUACCGGAAAGACUGACCCUGCCUAGACACCAUGGCAAGCCAUACACAGACCACCCGUCUACUGAAGCAUUGCUCUCUACCAUAGAUGAAAAGAUAUGGACUCACACCCCUUUCGAUGUUGGUAAGCUACAAGUGGCCCCAGUCUCCAUUACACUAUUGGAUCCAAACCAGAUACCUAUAUACCGAACUCAGUAUCGUCUAAAGCCUGAACAAACCAAUGGGAUCAUGCCAACCAUUUAUGGGCUGUUAGGGGCUCAGGUGAUUUAUCGAACUGUCUCCCCAUGGAACACACCCAUUCUACCAGUACUGAAGGCAGGGGGAGAAACAUACCGGAUGGUACAAGACUUCCGAGCAGUGAAUGACGUCACUGCACCUAUAGACCUGCCUGUCCCUGACCCUCACAUCACUCUGAGCAACUUGUCACCGAGACACCAGUAUUUCACGGUCGUGGACUUGGCUAAUGCAUUCUUCAGCAUUCCUUUGGAUGAAGCAUCCCAACCACUUUUUGCAUUCACCUAUGAAGGACAGCAAUUUACUUACUCCGUCUUGCCAAUGGGGUACAGAUGCUCCCCCGGGAUUUUUAACCAUAUCCUCAAGACUCACCUGGCAGAGCUGAAAAUUCCAGAGGGGGUGAUUCUGAUCCAGUAUGUAGACGACCUGUUGUUGGGGGCUCCCACUUCGGAUCUCUGUCUACAGAUGACAAAAUCAUUACUAGACUUCCUUGCAGUCAAGGGAUACAAGGUAAAGAAGAGUAAGGUCCAGUCCUGUCGCAGAACUGUCCUUUUUUUAGGCAGAGAAAUCUCUGGGGAAGGUGCAGGGCUCUCCAAAGGCCACAGAGACUCGAUACUCCAUCAUCCACGCCCCAUCACAGUGUCAGGAAUGUUGUCAUUCCUUGGGCUGACUGGUUACAGCCGCACACACAUCCCUGACUUCACUGGCAGAACUGAGCCCUUGAGGGAAAUGGUGCGUGAGGCGGGGUCGAGAAACCUACACUCACCACUGGUAUGGACUCCUGAAGCAUCAUUGGCGUUUUCACUCUUGAAGACGGAUCUCUCAGUGGCCGCAGCUUUAACCGCACCUGACUACAAAAACAAAUUCCAUCUUGAUGUUUCGGAAAAGGAAGGAUUUACGUCAUCCAUCCUUUUUCAGAAACAAAAGGGGGAGAGGAGAGUGCUGAUGUAUCACUCCUCGAAACUGGACCACAUUGAAGUAGGACAAACCACAUGUUCUAGGUAUAUGGCUGCAGUGGCAAAAGCCAUUGAAAAAACCGCCCACCUGGUAAUGUGCCAUCCGUUGGAAAUCCACACCCACCACGGAAUUGCGGCAUAUCUGAUGAGCAAAGAAUUCACAUUCAGCGCCGAAAGAAAAACGAAAAUUCAGAACAAAUGCACACAAUCACACAUCACAUUUGUCAACACUGAAAAAAACAUGGCUGACGCGCUCAACGCGGAAGAAGGACUGCCCCAUUCCUGUGCGGAACGAGCUGCACAAGAAUUAAAACUGAGACCUGACCUGGGGAAUGAACCACUCUGUAACCCCGACCUAUGGUUGUACACAGACGGAUGCUGUUACAGAGGAGAAGAUGGAAACGUAGCAGCAUAUGCAGUGGUGCAGCAGCUGCCGGAUGGAUCACACGUGACCCUGGAGUCGGCGAUCAUUCCGCAACCUGCAUCAGCUCAAUUGGCUGAAAUCAUAGGCUUGACACAAGCAUUGAAAGGAGCUGAAGGAAAAACUGUAAAUAUUUACACCGACUCGGCAUAUGCCCAUGGAGCAGUUCAUACGGAUGGACCACAAUGGGUGAGGCGCAACUUCACCACCACAGGGAACCUUCCAAUUAAACACAAGACACAGAUGGAGAAACUGAUUACAUCCGUUUCUCUACCCAAAAAGGUGGCCAUCAUGAAGUGUAAAGGACAUCAACAACUGAAAAACAGAGUCAGCGAGGGGAAUGAUGCAGCUGACAAAGCAGCCAAGAAAGCUGGUGUGGGUGAUUUGGUGACCCGGAUACAGGCUGUGGACCCACAGUUUCUGCCUACCAGAACCAAGCGGGAAGCAGCCCUGACUGUUGGGGAUCCCACGUAUAUUGAUGCUAUGGGUGUUCCUAGGGGGGUCCCUGAUGAGUACAAGCUGGUGGACCAGGUCGCCGCAGGAGGAUCCUCUGGUGGAGUUUGA